Messenger RNA from Penicillium malachiteum, 945 nucleotides. RefSeq lists its product as uncharacterized. The transcript is spliced from 2 exons. Gene Ontology annotation, cellular component: mitochondrion. Lineage: Eukaryota; Fungi; Ascomycota; Eurotiomycetes; Eurotiales; Aspergillaceae. The record is from RefSeq and is a predicted model, not a curated record. The coding region runs from base 1 to 945 and encodes 314 amino acids. Gene Ontology annotation, biological process: L-methylmalonyl-CoA metabolic process. Gene Ontology annotation, molecular function: methylmalonyl-CoA epimerase activity.
AUGGCAAAACUGGAUACUACCACUAUCCAGCAUACCGACCGUCCAAAACGACCCAUCAAAGAGCGCAAGGGCAAGACAAUCUACUAUCGCGGUUAUGGCAAAGACCCUUACGUCUACGUCGCCUCUCAAGGCUCCAAAUCAAAGUCGCAGUUCAAGGGCGCUGCCUUCAUUGCAAAAGAUCAAGAAAACUUUGAAAAGGCCGCGAAGCUACCAGGCGCCAUCUGCAAGAAACUAGAUGAGGCUCCUGGGGGCGGCGAGAUGAUCACCUUUGCGCGCCCAAAUGGAACCUUCCUGUAUGUGAUACACGGUCAGACUGAGCGUGAGAUAGACAACGUGAAAGAGCCACCGACAGCAACGCAUGAGUUCCAUGGACCGUUCAAUUUCCCCUUUGAAAAACUUCGCAAGGGCCAGUUUCAGCGAUACCAUGACGGCCCUGCCUUGAUCCACAAGCUUGGGCACUACGGCUACGUCUGCAAGGAGUUUCAGACUGAGUUGGAGUUCUAUACGGGCAAUUUCAACUUCGUUCAUUCCGAUAUUCUGUAUCUGCCCCAGUUCCCGGAUAGGGAGGUCAUGACCUUCAUGCAUCUGGAUCUUGGUGCGGAUUAUACCGAUCACCAUACAUUGUUCUUGCAGCGUGCUCCACCAACGGCUCGUGAGACAUAUCUUCAUCAUACUUCUUUCGAGGUGGAGGAUUUUGAUACGCAGUUAAUGGGACAUCGCUACCUUGCUAAGAAGGGGUGGACAAGCGUAUGGGGUGUUGGGAGGCAUAUUUUGGGAAGUCAAAUUUUUGAUUAUUGGUAUGAUAGUUCGAAGUUCAAGAUUGAACAUUAUGCCGAUGGAGAUGUGGUGAAUCAGGAUAAUCCGACAAGGAGAGAACCUGUUGGGCCGUUAUCUGUUUGGGGUCCAGAGCUGCCUAAGGAUUUUGGAGACAACAAAGCAACAUGA